UCUUGCCCAUGAAGCAACCCUGAAAACUCAAACCCUAACCAGACAUUUCCUUUCCCUUCUGUCUUGACCGGAAUCAUCGACAUGUUGCCCACCGAUCGAGUUUCGCCGGUCUUGGCCGUCUUUAUCGCUGUUUUCGUGGCCUUUGUUCGUGCAAAAACCGAUAGCCAAGAAGUUUCAGCAUUGAACGUUAUGUUCACAAGCUUGAACUCACCUUCAAAGCUGAAAGGAUGGAAAUCGAGCGGCGGAGAUCCAUGCAACGAUGCAUGGGACGGUAUCAAAUGCGACGGCAACAAAGUUAUCGAAAUACAGUUAUCAGAACUCCAGCUCAGUGGAUCUCUAGGUUAUCAGCUCAGCAACCUCAAGUCUCUCACAACCCUUGAUCUGAGCAAGAACAAGCUCAGUGGGAACAUGCCGUACCAACUCCCGCCCAAUAUCGUUCAUCUAGAUUUCUCAGAAAACGAGAUUGAUGGGAACGUGCCUUAUUCGUUGUCUCAGAUGAAUCAUCUCCAGUCAGUCAAUCUAGGGCACAACAAGCUCGAAGGGGAUUUACAGGAUAUGUUUCAGAAGCUCUCGAAGCUCGAAUCUCUGGACUUAUCGUUUAAUCAACUCUCAGGAAACUUACCCCAGAGUUUCGCCAAUCUGACGAGCCUCAAGAAACUGCAUCUACAGGAGAAUAAGUUCAAAGGCUCCAUUAAUAUGCUCAGGGACCUCCCACUUGAUGACUUGAACGUCGAGGACAACCAGUUCAGCGGAUGGAUCCCGAACGAGCUGAAGGACAUCGAUAGUCUACUUACGGGAGGGAACGAUUGGUCCGCCGGAGAAGCUCCUCCGCCGCCGCCAGGCUCUAAUUACGGCCGGAAAACCUCUGAUUCUAAAGGCGGAGGAGGUAAACCCCCGGUGAGCGGCUUGUUGAUAGCAGGAGCAAGCAUCGGAGUUCUCAUAUUGAUAGCGAUUUUGAUCGCUCUCAUCUCCAAGAAGAAAUCGUCUCCCUCGCUGCAUUUCAUCGACGAAGGUUAUAGCCAACAUAGCCGGAAGUUCACGUCCCUCGCUUCUCACGGAUCUUCUCAAGAGCUACGCAUCGAUUUCGGCCAAGAGUACAACGGUAGGAAAUCUGCAGAUUCCGGUGAUGAUUCCAUGCACCGGUCACAAUCAAAAGGGGCGAAUUCAGUUUCAUCUCUAGCCAUUUCGUUAAACGAAGCUGAGUUUGCGAACCGUCUCAAAGCAAAGCGGAACGCCUCGUUUAAAAUCGCUGAAUUCGAGCUCUCGGAUCUGCAAGACGCAACCGAAAACUUCUCACCUGGCAACCUUUUAGGCCAUGGAUCGAUCGGACGAGUCUAUAGGGCAAGUUAUCCCGAUGGAAGGGCCCUCGCGGUGAAGAAGAUCGAUAGUUCCUCGUUCGAAUCGGGGAAAUCGGAAGGAUUUUCGGACGUAGUGACGGGAAUCUCAAGGAUUCGACAUCAGAACAUAGCUGAGGUCGUAGGUUACUGCUCGGAAAAAGGGCAAAACAUGUUGGUUUACGAGUACUUCAGAAACGGUUCUCUGAACGAGUUCCUUCACUUGUCGGAUCGGUUCAGCAAACCGUUAACUUGGAACACAAGGAUCAGAAUCGCGUUGGGAACCGCUCGAGCCAUCGAGUACCUUCACGAGGCUUGUUCGCCACCUUUAGUGCACAAGAACAUCAAGUCUUCGAACAUUUUGUUGGACGCAGAGCUCAAUCCUCGUCUCUCCGACUAUGGCCUGUCCAAUUUUCACCUAAGAACGAGCCAAAACCUAGGAGAAGGAUACAACGCACCAGAAUGCAAGAGCCCCUCGGCUUACACACCGAAGAGCGACGUCUUUAGUUUCGGAGUCGUCAUGCUCGAACUUCUCUCAGGCCGAUGUCCCUACGACCCGAAUAAGCCGAGAUCGGAAAGAUCGUUAGUAGGGUGGGCGACACCGCAACUUCACGACAUAGAAGCGUUAUCGACGAUGGCGGAUCCUGCUUUGCACGGCCUCUACCCUCCGAAAUCGCUCUCCCGGUUCGCCGAUAUUAUAGCCCUUUGCGUACAGACGGAGCCGGAAUUCCGACCACCGAUGUCGGAGGUGGUGGAGUCGUUGGUACGGUUGGUCCAACGGUCGAGCAUGAAACUAAAGGAGGAUCUUUCUUCUUCUUCGCGUCGAUACACCGAUGAUUCUUAUUUCUAAAUUAUUAUUAUUGUUAUUAUUACAAGAUUCAUUUUCAGACAGGAAACGUUCGGGAAAAAAUAUAUUUUUUUUGGCUGAAAUUAACGUCUAAUUCCGAGGAGUACACACAUUAAACUCUAAUAU
Molecule: messenger RNA, 2307 nt
Organism: Tarenaya hassleriana
Lineage: Eukaryota; Viridiplantae; Streptophyta; Magnoliopsida; Brassicales; Cleomaceae
Product: protein STRUBBELIG-RECEPTOR FAMILY 5
Exons: 17
Coding region: 82-2184 (700 amino acids)
Biological process (GO): protein phosphorylation
Cellular component (GO): plasma membrane
Molecular function (GO): protein kinase activity; protein binding; ATP binding
Source: RefSeq, a predicted model, not a curated record